GGAUAUGAUAUUGGUUUAUUGGUGGAUAUUGAGGAAAGAAAUUUUAAAAGAAAAAGAAUAUCCCGGACAUAGGAACGAGGGAUAUUUAGACGACAAAGAACGAAAAAGAAAAAAGAAAAAGGAACAGACUUUGUCACUGAAGCUCUUCGAACGAUUCUGGGUUAUUGAUUUUCAGGGCUCUGUUUGAAGCAUUGGUCAAUAGGUUUGAUGUUUUUCUCUGUUUAGGCAUGUCCAGUUCAUGCAGUAAGUUUGUUGCACAUGGCAGUGGCAGUUUCAGUUGUGCAAUCGUGUUUCAGUGGGAAUGGAUUGAGAAGUGCAAUAGCUUUUGAAGCAGAGAAGGGAUAUCGGAAUGCUUUGGGUAGAAAAAUGAGGUUCAGUAAUUUUGUCUUUUCCAAAAUAUCAAAAUUAUGUUUUCGAUCAAAGCAUACUUUUGUUAAAGAUGCUUUGAAGGAAGUAGAUAGUUAUGGCAUAGCAAGCAUCUCUGAUCGGUCAAAGUUGCUCAAUAAGGUUUCUGUUUUGAUGGGGUACGAUAGUCUUCAUAAUUUGAUUGAGAAUGAAAGAGCUGAAAAGCAGUCUGGUAUGUAUGUUAAAGAUGCAGUGGAUGAGUUUGAUGUUUCCUUGGCAUGUAGAAGAUUUCCGUCAAUCAUUUUGAGCAGUUCCCCUCGGGUAGAGUUGUAUGAUGGAACCACAAGUUUCACUGAAAGGAUGCUUUUAGAAACUCAAAGUUGUGAAGGAUUUCUGUCUGAUACUAUGGGUGAAAUGCAGUCCACGACUUUGGUUCCUGUUAAAAAUUCAUAUCAACCAGUUCCUACGGAGGAAUCUUCUAAGAAAGUUUCACUUGAAUCGCAAAAGGAUGCUGUGUCAGUUCAGUUGUCCCUGGACAGUUCUAUCAGUUGCAUACAUGGAAUAAGUAAAAAGCGUUGUCAUCAGCUAGAAAACUGUGGCUUUCAUACGUUGCGGAAAUUGCUUCACCACUUUCCUCGGACAUAUGCUGAUUUACAGAAUGCUCAGAUUAAAAUUGAUGACGGGCAAUACUUGAUUUUCAUUGGGAAGGUAUUAAAUUCGAGGGGAAUCAAAGCUAGUAGUACUUUCUCAAUUUUUGAGGUGGUUGUGGGUUGUGAAAUUACUGACAAUGAAUCAACUGAGCAUAUGAAUGAUUUUGGUGACAGUAGAAGAAAGAAGACAAUUUAUUUGCAUCUGAAGAAAUUUUUCCGUGGUACUCGUUUUACUUCUGUACCUUUUCUUAGAAUUGUUGAGGACAAGCAUAAAGAGGGGGACUUUGUAUGCGUCAGUGGCAAGGUGAGGACAAUGCCUUCUAAAGAUCACUAUGAAAUGAGAGAAUAUAACAUUGAUGUGCUUAAAGAUGAAAAUGAAGCGUCUUUUCACGCAAAAGGAAGGCCAUAUCCUAUAUACCCUUCAAAAGGAGGCUUAAAUCCAAAUUUUUUGAGAGACAUCAUUGAAAGAGUUGUACAGGUUUUGCCUGUCAAUGUUGAUCCUAUUCCUAAAAAUAUCAUUCUGGACUUUAGGCUGUUAAGCCUUCAAGACGCAUAUACUGGGAUUCACCAACCGAAGAGCAUAAACGAAGCUGAUUUGGCUCGGAAAAGACUAAUAUUUGAUGAAUUCUUUUACCUACAGUUAGGGCGCUUAUACCAAAUGCUUGAAGGUCUUGGUACACAAAUAGAGAAAGAUGGAUUGCUGGAUAAGUACAGGAAGCCCGAAUCAAGUGCUGCUUAUAUGGAGGAAUGGUCCAGUCUUACCAAGAAGUUUUCAAAAACUCUUCCUUAUACCCUUACUCCUAGUCAACUCACUGCUGUUUCAGAAAUUAUCUGGGAUCUUAGGCAACCAGUUCCUAUGAAUCGGCUUUUGCAGGGUGAUGUUGGUUGUGGGAAAACUGUGGUAGCUUUUUUGGCAUGCAUGGAGGUUAUUGGCUCUGGAUAUCAGGCAGCUUUCAUGGUUCCAACUGAGUUGCUUGCAGUCCAGCAUUACGAGCACUUAAAUAAUUUGCUUGAAAAUAUAGAGGAUUUUGAGUGCAAACCUUCUAUUGCUUUACUCACAGGCUCAACCCCAUCAAAACAAUCGCGGAUAAUUCAUAAGGGUCUCCAAACUGGAGACAUAUCAAUGGUCAUUGGAACCACUAGUUUAAUAGCUGAUAAAGUAGAGUUCUCUGCCUUACGCAUUGCAGUGGUGGAUGAACAACAACGUUUUGGUGUGAUCCAGAGAGGCCGGUUUAACAGCAAGCUAUAUUGUACCUCCAUAAGUUCUAGAAUGCUAGCCACCAAUUCAGAUGUGACCUCCAAGAAUGACAAGCAUAUGGCUCCUCAUAUUCUUGCCAUGUCAGCUACUCCCAUCCCAAGGACACUUGCUCUCGCUUUAUAUGGGGAUAUGUCAUUAACACAAAUAACCGACUUACCUCCAGGAAGAACACCAGUUGAGACCUUCAUCAUUGAAGGAAAUGACAAUGGGUUUGAGGAUGUUUAUGAGAUGAUGCUGGAUGAGUUAAAAGUAGGAGGGAAAGUGUAUCUUGUGUAUCCAGUCAUUGAACAAUCCGAACAGCUGCCACAACUUCGUGCAGCUUCCGCAGAUUUUGAAUUUAUAUCUAAUAGGUUCCAGGGCUACACAUGUGGAUUGUUGCAUGGAAGAAUGAAGAGUGAUGAGAAAGACGAAGCAUUGAGAAAGUUCAGAUUGGGAGAAACAGAUAUACUACUUUCCACACAAGUAAUUGAGAUUGGUGUUGAUGUUCCAGAUGCAUCUAUGAUGGUUGUUAUGAAUGCUGAUAGAUUUGGGAUAGCUCAGUUACACCAACUUAGAGGACGAGUCGGACGAGGAGUGAGAAAAUCUAAAUGUAUACUGUUAGCAUCUUCCGUCAGUAGUCUAACUCGUCUGAAGGUUCUGGGGAAAUCAUCAGAUGGGUUUUACUUGGCAAAUAUGGACCUUCUAUUACGCGGACCUGGUAACUUGCUUGGUAAGAAACAGUCAGGACAUCUCCCAGAGUUUCCUAUUGCAAGAUUGGAAGUAGAUGGCAACAUCUUACAAGAAGCACAUCUUGCUGCUCUGAAAGUUUUAGGUGUUUCACAUGAUUUGGAGCAAUUCCCGCUGCUGAAGACAGAGCUUAGCAUGAGACAGCCGCUUUCUAUACUUGGUGACUGAGUGUGGUCAUGGUGGCAAAAGCUUGAUGCUUCUGUAGGCCUUUCUCUGAGGUACCCCCUUAUAUGUAGUUGGCUGGCUUGAUUUUAUAGGGUUGGCUACUUGGAACCAAGAAAAGUUGGUAAUGGUUGAGUUAGGGGAGUAACUGGAUAUGCAGCCACCACCAGCAAAUGCAAGGAAGGAAUGUCGUAUCCAAAUUGGGUGUGGCCUCCAAAUAUGAAGGAAUGUCGUAUCCAAAUUGUUUGCCAUUGAAGUUACUGGUUGGUUGUUAAUUGACUGUUGAUUUGGCAUUUACAUAAUUUGAUAUGUCAGCAUCCUAAUUUGUCCCUUUGCUCGCAUACAAGAAUACUCAAACAUGUAUUUAUCUUUUGGGCUUUCACUUUUGUUUAUCUGUUAAACGACACCCAAAAAAGUGUUUUUUAAUUAAAUAAUAAUAACCUGAACAUAAUAGUAA
Messenger RNA from Prunus persica (peach), 3598 nucleotides. Its product is annotated as ATP-dependent DNA helicase homolog RECG, chloroplastic. Gene Ontology annotation, molecular function: nucleic acid binding; ATP binding; DNA helicase activity. Gene Ontology annotation, biological process: DNA repair; DNA recombination. The record is from RefSeq and is a predicted model, not a curated record. Lineage: Eukaryota; Viridiplantae; Streptophyta; Magnoliopsida; Rosales; Rosaceae. The transcript is spliced from 20 exons. The coding region runs from base 259 to 3147 and encodes 962 amino acids.